Molecule: messenger RNA, 3249 nt
Organism: Saccostrea echinata
Lineage: Eukaryota; Metazoa; Mollusca; Bivalvia; Ostreida; Ostreidae
Product: glutamyl aminopeptidase-like
Exons: 19
Coding region: 232-3150 (972 amino acids)
Biological process (GO): peptide catabolic process; proteolysis
Cellular component (GO): cytoplasm
Molecular function (GO): zinc ion binding; metalloaminopeptidase activity; peptide binding
Source: RefSeq, a predicted model, not a curated record
ACCUGUUGAAUACUUUAUCUGCAAUAAUAAAGAGGGAUAACCAUACUGCCCCAACAAUACACGUCGCGUUAUCAAGGAAAACGCUGAAUAGUUUCUGCCUACCUGCAAACAUAGUUCGACUCGGUCUCUGCUGCAAGUGACCGGAAUACCUUUCUUCUCAUGGAAACUAGAAAUUAAACUGAAAAUUUAAGUGACGAACUUUUUUCUGCAAGGAAAGCUACAUCUAUAAUUAUGCAACGGUUGGACAUGGACUCGGGAAAGCAGACUAAAACUAAUAAGCGUUUAGUUUACUUUCUAGUAUUCUUAGUGGUAGCACUUCCAAUUGUAGUUGGAGUGCUAGUGUGGCAUUUUACAAACGAAAAUUGUGACAAAGACUUACCCUCUGUAAAUGGAGAAAGUGAUGCAAACACUGGAAACAAGCAGACGACAACACCUGGUCCCAUCCAAACGACGACACCAGGGUUUUCAGAAACCGAACCUUGGAAAAAUUUGCGGUUACCAAGAUACGUGAUGCCAAUUCAUUAUGACAUUACUCUUUAUCCUGAUAUAUACAAUGGACAUGGUUGGUUCUACGGCAAUGAGUCGGUGGAAAUUCAGAUUUACAAAGACACCAAAUAUAUUUUGAUUCAUAAAAAUUACAUGAAUAUUACGAGUACUUCGUUGAGAAAGAAAAGUGACGAUAGUACUAUUGAAAUCAAGAAUACGUUCUACUACGAACAGAAUCAGUUUUGGGUUAUAGAAACACGACAGUCUCUUUUGAAUGGAAGUUCCGUGAUUUUGGAUCUCUCUUUUGAUGGUAGUUUAACGAGGGCAAUUGUUGGAUUUUACAAAAGCAAAUAUGUGAACUCGAUCACAAAGGAAACUAGAUACCUAGCAACGUCUAAAUUUGAGCCUGUUGACGCUCGGAGAGCGUUUCCCUGCUUUGACGAACCAAACAUUAAGGCCAACUUUACUGUUCACCUUGUGCACCAAGAUGGAUAUACAGCCUUAUCUAAUAUGCCAGAAGAGAAAACAGAGCCUUGGACACAUGAUUCAACAUUAAAAAUAACGUCCUUUCAAGAAUCUGUAAAAAUGAGUACCUACCUUGUUUGUUUCAUUGUCUGCGACUUCAAAUACCUCGAACGCACAACGAAAUUUGGCACAAAGGUAAGAACAUUUGCAACCCCUGACCGUUACAAUCAGACGGAGUUCUCUCUGGAAGUAGCCAUCAAAUCCAUGGAAUUGUACCAAGAUUUGUUUAACGUCUCUUACCCCCUUCCUAAACAAGAUAUGAUAGCAAUCCCUGAUUUUGUAUCUGGUGCCAUGGAGCAUUGGGGUUUGAUAACAUACAGAGAGACCAACAUUUUGUACGACCCACAAGAGGCAUCCCCUGCCAACAAACAGAGAGUGGCCGUGGUAGUAGCCCAUGAAAUAUCCCACCAGUGGUUUGGAAAUAUCGUGACGAUGGAUUGGUGGGAUGAUCUGUGGUUAAAUGAAGGCUUUGCCAGUUUUAUGGAAUAUCUAGGUGCGAAUGUGUCAGAACCCACAUGGGAAAUGAUGGAGCAGUUUGUGACUGAGGAUGUCCAGCCGGUGAUGGUGGUCGACUCCGUCACUUCCUCCCACCCUAUUGUCGUCAAUGUCAACAAUCCCAAUCAAAUUAACGAAGUGUUUGAUAGUAUCUCCUACAGCAAGGGAUCGGCCAUCAUUGGGAUGCUGGAGGCUGUGAUGGGACAAGACAAGUUCUUCUUAGGUGUUGGGAAUUACCUGAAGGCUUUCAAAUGGGGAAAUGCAAAAACAGAUGAUUUAUGGAACGAACUGAAUAAGGUUAAUACUGGAGGAUUUGGAGUGAAAGAUAUGAUGGAUACCUGGACUCGACAAAUGGGAUUCCCUUACAUCAACGUUACUAUGCAAACACAAGGCAGUAAGACUAUUGUAUCAGCAACACAGUCUCGAUUUCUGGCGGACAAGUCCACAGUUUUUAAUCCCAGUGAAUCACCAUUUGGAUACAAAUGGUAUGUAUAUUUAGAUUACAUGCUCAGUGGUGGGGGAAGUGGUCAUUUUUGGAUAAACAGAACACAAGACCAGGUAACGUUUGAUGUUGCUGCUACAUUCGACUCAUCGGGAUGGAUAAAGUUUAACAGACUACAGAAAGGCUUUUAUCGUGUGAAUUAUCCUGAAAAUAUGUGGUCUAGAUUUUCAAGUCAAUUGCAGACUGAUAAUUCGAAAUUUAGUAACGUGGAUAAAGCCGGCCUCAUAGAUGACGCUUUUAACUUAGCCCGUGCUGGGUAUAUAGAGUACAGUACUCCACUAAAUCUGAUUAAAUUCUUGGACACAGAGUUAAAUCAUCUACCCUGGGAAAGUGCCUACAGUGGCAUAAGUUAUAUCACAGAAAUGCUGCAAACAGGGGCUUCCUUUUCCUUAUUCAGGGAUUUCAUUCUCAAGAAGUCAAGACCGGUUUUAACACAGAUUGGAUGGGAUGAUACCGGGAACCAUUUACAGAAACUGAUGCGUGUAAACCUUAUAUCUUUGACAUGCGGAAUGGGAGAUAAAGACUGUCUGAACAAUGCAACAAAUAAAUUCAGAAAAUGGCUUGAUCAAGGAGAAAGCGUUACCCCGAAUAUUCGGUCCAUUGUGUAUAAAUAUGGAAUGCAAAAUGGAGGUUCUCCAGAAGACUGGGAUAAAAUGUGGAACAAAUACAAAACGGAAACUGUCCCCCAGGAACAGAUAAAACUACUGUAUGGGAUGUCUAAAACCCCCACAGUCUGGUUACUGGUCAGAUACCUUGAAUAUACGAAGAGGGAGGACAUGGUUCGAUCACAGGAUUUCUUUACUGUUGUUCAAUAUAUUGCUCAGAAUCCAGUUGGAAAUAAAUUGGUUUGGGAUUGGGUUCGCUCUAACUGGGAGUAUUUAGUAGACAGAUUUACAACAUAUUCAAGGUCUUUAGGAAGACUUGUACCAAGGGUUAUAUCUAACUUUAACACAGAAUUUGAGCUUCAGCAAGUUGAAGCCUUUUUCACAAAAUACCCGGAUGCUGGGGCGGGUGCCAGAGGUCGACAAAACGCCAUAGAGUCCAUAAAGGCUAACAUACAAUGGAAGAAGAAUAAUGAAAAGAAAAUCACGGAUUGGUUGUGUCAGAAUUUAGGUGCAAGCAAUCAAACUAUGGGUUGUUGAAACAUUAUGGUUUUUGUUUCUAUUUAAGAAAUAAUGUAUCAUUUUUAAACAUAUAUCGGGAUAUAAAUACGGGUUGGUCACGAGAUCAAAUUCCAUAAA